Molecule: messenger RNA, 855 nt
Organism: Pleurotus ostreatus (oyster mushroom)
Lineage: Eukaryota; Fungi; Basidiomycota; Agaricomycetes; Agaricales; Pleurotaceae
Exons: 4
Coding region: 1-855 (284 amino acids)
Biological process (GO): N-terminal protein amino acid methylation
Cellular component (GO): cytoplasm
Molecular function (GO): N-terminal protein N-methyltransferase activity
Source: RefSeq, a predicted model, not a curated record
AUGUUCAAGGAACCCGAGCCAGAUAUCAAAGAAGGCAUCGAAUACUGGAACACGCAACCAGCAAGCUUGGAUGGUGUCCUUGGUGGUCUAGGAUCUGGAAGUCUGCCCAGGGUAGAUGCCGUUGGAUCUCGUCUAUUCCUCUUGAGUAUUUUGCCCGAACUAUGCACCGUCCCCUCUGCAUUACGCCCUCUGUCUCCCCUUUCGACACCCGGAUAUCGCACAAGGGCAUUGGAUGUCGGUGCAGGCAUCGGCCGCGUCACCGCGGACGUUCUUCUUCCUCUGGUAUCCGAUGUCGUCCUUCUGGAACCAGUCGAUCACUUCGUCCAAGAGGCUCUUACAAGGGGACGUAACAGUAUAUCUCAUCACAAAAGAGCCUGGAAAGGGAUCGCCCACAAAACGAAAAGCGUAACUAUCCUUCAAGGGACACUACAAUCUUUUCAUCCGACUUCGCCAAUUAACACGCCUGACGUGAAGUUUCUGGAUCGCGUAGGCUUCUGUCCCCCGACUGGCUCGGACUCGGACGCGAAUUCAGGCUUUGACGUGAUUUGGUGCCAAUGGUGUCUCGGGCAUUUGAAUGACCAAGACUUGGUUGCGUUCUUCCAGCGGUGUCACAAGGCACUAAGAAAUCGAGACCGAAGCUUGAUCAUUGUGAAGGAGAAUUUAUGUCGAGAUGGUGAUGAUGGACAAGGACGAACGUCUUUCGAUGAGCAAGACUCUAGCUUGACGAGAUCCGAUGGCGCCUGGAAGUCUGCCUUUAAAUCAGCAGGCCUUCACCUCAUCCAUGAAAAAGUUCAAGGAGGCUUUGAAGAAGGGCUUUACCCAGUUAAAAUGUUAGCAUCGUCUAUUGCAUAUUAA